Molecule: messenger RNA, 4337 nt
Organism: Homarus americanus (American lobster)
Lineage: Eukaryota; Metazoa; Arthropoda; Malacostraca; Decapoda; Nephropidae
Product: protein sax-3-like
Exons: 4
Coding region: 333-3587 (1084 amino acids)
Biological process (GO): axon guidance; cell-cell adhesion
Cellular component (GO): plasma membrane; axon
Molecular function (GO): protein binding
Source: RefSeq, a predicted model, not a curated record
UACACAGUGCGCGGCCACGAAGAGUCGGAAGGAGAGGAGGCGAGCGGCAGUGUGAGACGAGACCUCAAGGAGAUUAGUCAUACGCACAUAUGAACUCAGCAGAACAAUGCAUAUCUCCCUCAAGUGCUUCACAAAACAAUUCAUACAUCUCACUUUGUUUACCCGGCAAUCGUGAGUGAUCAAUAAAACAAAAGUGACUCGAAGAAAAGUGUGAAACUAAACAAGUGUGAUUAAAAAAAAAGGUGUUUAUUCCCUUAAUUAUGGUAGAAAAUGUCACAUAACUGAAUUAUUUAUGUUAUUAACUUGGUGAGGUUUUUGGUGGCGACGUAAACAUGGAUUUUAUAGUUUAUGUGAUCUUCCUGCUGGGGCUGAGUGUAGCUCAUGAAGAAGGGCCGCCAGUCAUCAAGGAACACCCCAGUAACAUGGUGGCUCGCCGUAACGACCCCGCCACCCUCAACUGUGCCGCCUCAGGGGCCGCCCGCGUCAGGUGGUUCCGUGACGGCCAGGAGGUGGUCACGUCGACACAAGAUCCUCGCUCCCACCGUGUUCUCCUGCCCUCUGGUUCCCUCUUCUUCCUCCGUGUCACCUCCUCCAGGAGGGACAGUGACACGGGCACGUACUGGUGCGUGGCCUCCAACAGCUACGGUGCUACACGCUCCAACAACGCCACACUGACCGUGGCCACGCUGGCCUACGACUUCCAGAGCCAGGCGGAGUCGACGAUGAGGGCCCGCGUCGGUGACUCCCUCACCCUGCCUUGCCGGCCACCCAAGGCCACCCCGGCCCCGGAGCUGAGCUGGCUGAGGGACGGCCGCCAGGUGACCAACUCCUCCCGUGUCAGCGUCACUGAGGAGGGAGACCUGGUCAUCAGUCAGGCCGUCCAGGAAGACUCUGCCACCUACGUGUGUCGCGCCCGCAACGCCGCCGGCACCAGGGAGUCCCAGCCCACCCAACUCACCGUCAUGACUCCGCCAUGGUUUGAGGAACGGCCAACCAACGUCACUGCCCCGUCAGGCGUGGUGGUAGAACUGACGUGUCGUGCUCGAGGCUCACCCACGCCCACAGUGACCUGGCGGCGGCUAGACGGCAAAAUGCCACUGGGACGUGCCAGGAUCGAGGAUCAACAGCAACGCCUGGUGCUGGAGCAGGUGACAGCUGCAGACUCUGGAUUGUACGUGUGCGAGGUGGAGAGUGAGGCAGGUAUGGCCGUGGCACGAGCUACACUCACCAUCAUCGACGCCCCUCAGUUAACACAGCGACCACAACACCUUCAAGUGAUGGCUGGUAAGGGAGCACAAGUCUCUUGCCGCAUGGAGGGUAAACCUGAGCCACUGGUGCUGUGGCGCCUCCCUACACUAGACAGGACUGCACUUCUUGCUCCUGGGAAAAGUAGCGGCCAUAUUUCUGUGUCUGAUAAUGGCAACACACUGCGACUAGAGGAGGCAACAACAGAAGACAGUGGCACCUACUAUUGCUGGGGAGUGAGCAGUGGUGGCGGUGUGAGUGGUAAAGCAGAGGUAGCAGUGAUGUCAGCCCUUCCGCCACCCGUAGUGGGUAUAGGACCCCAAGACCUGAUGGUUGCCCCUGGCAGUGUUGCCUCCUUCCCCUGUGAGGUAGUGAGCGAGGCUGCCGAGGCCACCAUUUCCUGGUGGUACCGACCGGCCGUCCACCUGCCAGCUCGCCAAGUGUCCCAACACUCGACAGACUCCAGGAUCUCUCUCCCUGACAACGGCGCCCUCAUCCUCAAGGAUGUGCGCCUGGAUGACGCGGGCAUCUACACGUGCCAGGCCACGGCGGACACGGGCACCGUGGAACAGGCAGCGGUACUGAGGGUAGAUCAUAAUGCUGAGGUGUUGGAGCCGCUGCUGCUGCCGGCGCCUCCCACCAAGCCGCGUCUUCUGGCCGUCAACCAGACGGCGGUGCAGCUGAGCUGGCUGCCCAACUCGCAAGUAAGUGAAGAGUCUGGUCAGUGGUACACCGUGGAGUACUGGCGGCAGGGCUGGGACGAGUGGCGAGUUGCUGACGCCGCCAUCAGGAAGGAGUCGUCCGUGGUGAGUCAUCUCACUCCCGGACACACUUACACCUUCCUGGUCCGCGCCGUCACCAACAGAGGGGCGUCGUUCCCGAGCCCUUGGUCUGACCCCAUCACCACCCGUUCCCCCCGAGACCCCAGCCUCACUGUGAACCAAGUCCGCCAGGCCCGUCGCCGCCUCUCUCGUCCCCUCGUCACCCUCACUGACGCCGCCAUCACGGCUCCCGACAGUGUACUGCUCACUUGGGACUUCCUGGCCUCGACGGACGAGGCGGUGGAGGGCGUGUUGGUGUACUCGGUGGGCGAGGACGGCGCUGUACAAGUGACCACCGUCCUGGGCGCCUCGUCCUCCUCCCACCUCCUCCAUGACCUGCGACCCAACACUCCCUAUACCUUCUUCAUCGUCCCCUUCUGGCACAGCGUCGAGGGCACACCCUCCAACUCCUACUCUCUCACCACACCUGAAGAUGUGCCGGCGGCUGCGCCAGGUGAUGUGCGCGUGACGGUGCGUGAGGAAGGUUCUGUACUCAUCAGGUGGUCGAGUGUGAGUCCCGAGGAGGCCCGCGGGGAGCUACUGGGCUACCAGGUAACAAUAAGUCACAACGGCAGUCACACCACAGAGACGGUGGUGAGCCCCUGGCUGGAGGCUCGCGGCCUCCUUCCCAGCCGCCUCUAUACCGUGCGUGUGGCGGCCCUCACAGGGGCGGGUCCUGGACCCUUCAGCGACCCCGUCUUGUUGGAUGCUGGACUCAGUGAUGUCAACAGCCUUCAGGAGGCCAACGCAGCUGGCAACGGUGGAGGUUCUGUGUUGUACGCCCCGCCACAACCAGCGUGGCUGGUGUACCUAUUGAUUCCUUUGGUGUUGUUGGUCUUCCUGGCCACCGUGUUGUAUGUGAGGCGGCUGAGGCAUAAGGCGCCGCCCUCCAACCCGCCCCACAGCCUCUACCAGGACCCGUCCAUCUACCCUGACCACAACUCCAUCAACAUGUACAGCGAGCAGAAGUUGUGGCGCCCCUCGGAGAGUGACAAAGAGUCCAGUCUGUCAUCAACACGACUUCUUCGUCCAGACCAACUAGCGAACGAGUACGCCGAACCACGAGUGCCGAGACCCAGCGAGACAUCAACGGAACCGUAUGCUACCACAGCUUUGCUCUCGCCUCCGUCACCUCGCCUGAACCACAGUGCACACUGGCAACACCACAGCGACGAUUCCGGGGUACAGGUAAACUGGGCAGCUUUUCUUCCGCCCCCACCAGCUUGCCCACCGCCUCUAGAUCUUGACCUGGGUGACCCGACGGGCAGCAGUGAUCCUCACGGGGCCAGGAGAGCGUAUGUGUCCUCACAGUACGACAACAUGGGCGGGUCAGAACAAUACAAGCGGCCGUGUGACGCCGAUUCAGAUCACACCUAUGAUGUGUACACACAGGUGACUCCUGCCGACUGCCGCGACGGCUUCCUUACCUUUAAUACAUUACAGGGCCGCAGCUGUCGUAAGGUCCACGCCGACUGUCACCCUCCACCACCGACAGACCCGCCACGUAGCAACACACACUAGUGCCAGUGCCAGCUGGGCCAGCAGACAACAGUGUGACCCAUAAGAGUCGGUGGCACACCUCGGGGUGUGACAGUGAACAAGUGCCUCAGUGGACAGUGAAGGAACACAAUGUUAGACCCACCACACACCGCCUCCAUCCUCAACCAAACAUAUCAAUUAGUGCCUCUACCUGCCUCCCACACUGUCUCCCCCUGAUGUUUAGACUUCUUACGUGUGUCUCUCACACUGCAGAGACCUUGUGUGUGUGUGUUAAGACGGCCUUCUACUGGUGGUAGUAGUAGUCUUCGUCUUGUUAACAGAAAAGAAACGCCUUCUUCUACUCCCUCAGGUUCUACUGAAGGAGUCGACAGAAGAUGAUCAUGAGAUGAGUUCACUGGAGGCGAGUUAUACGACAGUUCUUCCACACCCAGAGUGACGCUGUUCUUACACCCUGUUACUACGCUUACACCCUAUAUCACCCUCGUGUUGGUACACUUACACCCUUUAACAUCCCACUGACACUGCCCUACACCCAUUACACUCUAGUGACACUUCCCUACACCCACCAUACCCUAGUGACACUGUCCUACACUCAUUACACUGCCCUACACCCUGGACAUUAACUCCAUUUAUAAAUAUAUUUGUACUGUGGUGCCAAACUGUGCCAGUCGUCACCUAACUACUGCCACGUGUUGUUUUUACUAGUCAGUUGUUGUAUAUAUAUGUAUAAUACAUAUUAUUUUUCUAUUAAAAAUCUGUACUUGAUAAUCA